This is a messenger RNA of Exophiala bonariae, 1101 nucleotides long. RefSeq lists its product as uncharacterized. The transcript has 2 exons. The record is from RefSeq and is a predicted model, not a curated record. NCBI's taxonomy places the organism in Eukaryota, Fungi, Ascomycota, Eurotiomycetes, Chaetothyriales, Herpotrichiellaceae. The coding region runs from base 1 to 1101 and encodes 366 amino acids. Gene Ontology annotation, molecular function: 2-oxoglutarate-dependent dioxygenase activity.
AUGGCUACAGAAACCAUUCCAGAGGCAUUUUCAGUGGCGGCACAGAAAUUCGAUAAUGCGCCACCGUUCCCUGAUGAUGUCGCUACUGCACCGUUGCUACGACUGUCGCUUGCGAAAUUAUUGCAGAGAGAUGGCGAAGAAGUAAAUCGCUUCGUGCGUGCAUGUGAAGACCUCGGCUUCUUCUAUCUGGACCUAUCUGGACCUGGAGACUCACUACUCGCAGACGCAGACGCUCUGUUCAAAGUCAAUGCUGAUCUGUAUGAUCUUCCAUUGGAGGAGAAGAAAAAGUACGACUUCACGCUCAAGCAGUCGUAUUUCGGAUAUAAGGGCUAUGGCGCGAAUGUGGUUGACAGAGAUGGAAAUCUUGAUCGAAACGAGUUCUAUAAUGUAUCUAAGGACGAUAUAUUUGGAUUGUCUGAUCCUUGGCCAGCACCGGACGUUCUCAGCUCUCAACGACCUCUUCUCAAAUCAUUCAUUCAAUCUGCGCACGGGAUUGUUACUCUCGUACUUGAACUACUGAAUGACCACCUCCGUCUGCCGCCGAACACUCUCCAAGAUAUGCAUCGACUCGAGGGUCAUUCCGGAGACCAAGUUCGCUUUAUCAAAGCACCUCCGCAGCCUAUGGAUGACCGACGAACUGCGUUGGGCGAGCAUACCGAUUUUGGCAGCGUUACCGUCCUGUUCAAUCGCCUGGGUGGACUUCAAGUACUACCGCCGGGUCGGAAUGCUGAAUGGUGCUAUGUAAGACCAUUGCCAAACCACGCGAUCAUCAACCUGGGAGACGCCAUGGUCAAGUUCACCAAUGGCCUUUUGAGAUCCAAUAUUCACCGGGUCGUCUCUCCUCCUGGUGAGCAGGCCAACCACACAAGAUACUCACUGGUUUAUUUCAACAGACCAGAGAAUGACGUCAUGUUGAAGAGACUGGACGGAAGUGAGAUGAUCCCACCCUUGGAGAAGGAUGAGGUUGAGGAGGAGAUCAAUAGUAAAGACUGGAUAAUCAGGAGGGCACUGGGACACCGGAUUGCACUAAUGGACGGAAAGAAAAUUGAUUUUGACAAGGCCGCUGGCACAGAAGCGAAGAGUCAGAGGGCAUAUCUGUAG